CUGACUGCUAGGAGGUCGCUCCGACAGACGCGGCGCAGCCGGAGCGGCGCCGGCCGAGGCGCCUGAGCGUGGCCCCAUGCCCCUGCCCCUGUCCCCCCUGCUGCUGUUGCUGGGCACCACGCUGACCUUCCGGGCCGGGCUGCUGGUGCUGUCCCGCCUUCCCCUGCCUGUCCACGUGCGGGGCGACCCCCUGCACACCUGGCGCUGGCGCAACCUGCUCGUCUCCUUCGCCCACUCCAUAGUGUCCGGACUCUGGGCGCUGCUCUGUGUCUGGCAGACGCCGGAGAUGCUGGUGGACAUUGAGACCAAAUCCUCUCUCUCCGGGUAUUUCCUCGUCUGCUUCUCCACCGGCUAUUUUAUCCAUGACUCGUUGGACAUCCUGUUGAGCAAGCAGGCCCAGGCGUCUUGGGAAUAUCUGGUCCACCAUGUCUUGGCCAUCUUUGCCUUUGCCUCGGGCAUCUUUAAGGGCUGCUUCGUGGCAGGUGGGGUCCUGAUCCUCUUUGUGGAAAUCAGCAACAUCUUCCUUACAAUAAGAAUGAUGAUGAAGCUCAGCAACCAUCAGGACUGUGUUUUCUACGAGAUCAAUAAGUACAUCAACCUGGUCAUGUACUUCCUGUUUCGCUUGGCCCCUCAAGCCUACCUCACCAGGUAUUUCCUCCGCUAUCUGGGCCAGAGGACACAGGGCACCUUUCUGCUCAGCAUCCUGAUGAUGCUGGAUAUGAUGAUUCUCAUCUAUUUUUCUCGACUCCUUCGAUCGGACUUCUGCUCAAAUGGAAAGGCUUCCCCUUACCAUAGCAAAAAUAAGUUUCUGACUGAAUAAGUCCAGUCCAUCAUUUGGGAAAUUUGGGGACUUACUUUUAUCCAUGUGGCAUAGUACCUCUUGGCAAGGGCACCUAUUUCUCUACCAACUUACAUGUACUAUUGAAGAUACUAAAACAAACGGAACGACAAAAAAAAAAAAAAAAAACACCCCCCCCCAAAAAACACACCACCUAGAAAUCUUGUGCAUUUUCUACGGUCAAAUGAAGCCAGCAAAUGGAUGAGAAAAUUCUGGGUGCAGUAGGCUGGGGAAGACUCUUGUGGGUUCCUUGGUACAACAAAGGUAAGGCCAGGCCAAAGGUAGUUUGGGAAUAAAGACUAUAGAAAAAGUG
This is a messenger RNA of Gracilinanus agilis (Agile Gracile Mouse Opossum), 1151 nucleotides long. RefSeq names its product TLC domain containing 1 (gene TLCD1). Bases 77 to 820 code for a protein of 247 amino acids. Gene Ontology annotation, biological process: regulation of membrane lipid distribution; plasma membrane organization; phospholipid homeostasis. The transcript is spliced from 4 exons. Gene Ontology annotation, cellular component: plasma membrane. NCBI's taxonomy places the organism in Eukaryota, Metazoa, Chordata, Mammalia, Didelphimorphia, Didelphidae. The record is from RefSeq and is a predicted model, not a curated record.